Molecule: messenger RNA, 1512 nt
Organism: Phaethon lepturus (White-tailed tropicbird)
Lineage: Eukaryota; Metazoa; Chordata; Aves; Phaethontiformes; Phaethontidae
Gene: NRF1
Product: nuclear respiratory factor 1
Exons: 10
Coding region: 1-1512 (503 amino acids)
Biological process (GO): regulation of transcription by RNA polymerase II
Cellular component (GO): nucleus
Molecular function (GO): DNA-binding transcription factor activity, RNA polymerase II-specific; RNA polymerase II cis-regulatory region sequence-specific DNA binding
Source: RefSeq, a predicted model, not a curated record
AUGGAAGAACACGGGGUGACGCAAACAGAGCACAUGGCCACCAUCGAGGCCCACGCAGUGGCCCAGCAGGUGCAGCAGGUCCAUGUGGCCACCUACACAGAGCACAGCAUGCUGAGUGCAGAUGAAGACUCGCCGUCUUCGCCGGAGGACACCUCCUAUGAUGACUCUGACAUCCUCAACUCCACGGCUGCCGACGAGGUCACUGCCCAUCUGGCUGCAGCAGGCCCUGUGGGGAUGGCAGCAGCUGCUGCUGUGGCAACGGGUAAAAAACGAAAGCGACCACACGUUUUUGAAUCCAACCCGUCAAUCCGCAAGAGGCAGCAGACGCGUUUGCUACGGAAGCUGCGAGCCACACUGGAUGAGUACACCACCAGAGUGGGGCAGCAGGCCAUUGUGCUCUGCAUCUCACCCUCCAAACCCAAUCCUGUCUUUAAAGUAUUUGGUGCUGCACCCUUGGAGAAUGUGGUACGCAAGUACAAGAGCAUGAUUCUGGAAGACCUGGAGUCUGCACUAGCAGAGCAUGCUCCUGCGCCUCAGGAGGUUAACUCAGAGUUGCCGCCCCUCACCAUCGAUGGCAUUCCGGUCUCGGUGGACAAGAUGACCCAGGCACAGCUGCGAGCUUUCAUCCCUGAGAUGCUGAAGUAUUCCACGGGUCGCGGAAAACCAGGCUGGGGCAAGGAAAGCUGCAAGCCCAUCUGGUGGCCUGAGGACAUUCCAUGGGCCAAUGUUCGCAGCGAUGUCCGCACAGAGGAACAGAAGCAGCGGGUGUCAUGGACCCAAGCAUUGCGGACUAUCGUGAAGAACUGCUACAAGCAGCACGGGCGUGAAGACUUGCUGUAUGCAUUCGAGGAUCAGCAGACACAGCAGCAGACUACGACCACACAUAGUAUAGCGCACCUGGUGCCAUCACAGACAGUGGUACAAACCUUCAGUAACCCUGAUGGCACCGUGUCCCUCAUCCAGGUCGGCACUGGUGCUACAGUUGCCACGCUGGCCGAUGCCUCAGAGUUGCCUACCACAGUUACCGUCGCGCAAGUCAAUUACUCUGCAGUGGCUGAUGGAGAGGUGGAGCAGAACUGGGCAACGCUACAGGGGGGUGAGAUGACUAUCCAGACGACGCAGGCAUCAGAGGCCACGCAGGCGGUGGCAUCAUUAGCAGAAGCAGCAGUGGCAGCAUCUCAGGAGAUGCAACAAGGGGCAACUGUUACCAUGGCACUCAACAGUGAAGCAGCUGCCCAUGCAGUAGCCACGCUUGCUGAAGCCACUCUUCAAGGUGGAGGACAAAUUGUCCUAUCUGGUGAAACUGCAGCAGCAGUAGGAGCACUGACUGGAGUCCAAGAUGCCAAUGGUCUCGUCCAGAUCCCCGUCAGCAUGUACCAGACCGUGGUGACCAGCCUGGCCCAAGGCAACGGCCCCGUUCAGGUGGCGAUGGCACCCGUUACCACGAGGAUAGCAGACAGUGCCGUCACCAUGGACGGGCAGGCAGUGGAAGUGGUGACCUUGGAACAGUGA